AUGGAGAACCAGGAGGAACUGGAGGCAGCUUUUCUGCAAUUCUAUCAAGGGCUUCUAAGGACUACUCAUUCAGAUAGAAGGAAAGUGAGUCAUACAAUAUUACAUGAGGGUAUUGUCCUGAAUGGGGAGCAACAACAGCUGUUAAGCAUGGCUUUUACUGGUGAGGAUGUUAGACAGACCUUGUUUGACAUUGAUAAUGAGAAGCUCCUGGAGGUGAUUGAUGUUGUGUUAGACUUCUUUCAAAUAGGAAGACUGUUGAAGCAGGUGAAUGAUACAACAUUAUGUCUAAUUCCUAAGUGUGAUCAGCCAAUAGAUGUCACUCAAUUUCGCCCCAUAGCCUGCUGUAAUGUAUUAUACAAAGUGAUUUCUAAAAUGCUUUGUACAAGGCUCAAGAGGGUAUUGCCUUUUCUGGUGAAUCCAGUACAAAAUGCUUUUAUUGAGGAGAGAGUUAUAUUCCAUAAGAUAUUCCUAUGCCAUGAUAUCUUGAAGCACUACAAGAGGAAGCACCAGCCUGCAAGAUGUACUGUAAAGGUGGAUCUGAAGAAGGCUUAUGACUCCCUUAAUUGGCAAUUUAUUAAAGAGCUGUUGAUUAGUCUGAAGUUCCCAAUGUAA
This is a messenger RNA of Beta vulgaris subsp. vulgaris (sugar beet), 612 nucleotides long. RefSeq lists its product as uncharacterized. NCBI's taxonomy places the organism in Eukaryota, Viridiplantae, Streptophyta, Magnoliopsida, Caryophyllales, Amaranthaceae. The record is from RefSeq and is a predicted model, not a curated record. The transcript has 2 exons. Bases 1 to 612 code for a protein of 203 amino acids.